This is a messenger RNA of Ectocarpus siliculosus, 1215 nucleotides long. NCBI's taxonomy places the organism in Eukaryota, Phaeophyceae, Ectocarpales, Ectocarpaceae. The record is from the annotation of a GenBank genome assembly.
AUGAAAAAGAAUCACAAGGACGAGGAGAAGAACGACGCGAAGAAAACAGGGGAGGGGGCGAUGGACGAUGACCAGAGAGAUGACUUAGAGGAUAACUCCGACAAACAAAAUCUGAUAAUGGCCAUCAAACUGAUGGAGUCAGCCCACGAGCAAAGGUGCCACCGAGCUUCAAUCUCCAAAGAGGACCAAUCGGCGGCCACCAACACUCGUCUAGGCGCGGCAGGUAUGCCGACGCAGAGUGGCGCCGGGGCUCUCAGCUCUUCGAGAGGCGCGGGGCGUGGUGGCGGGAGCAGCAGCAGCAGUCGCGGUUCAGGCGAGAGCGGAAGUCGGCAGGGUGGUUCCCGCGCCCAGCGGCCCGGGAAGUCGAGUCGAGGUGCUGGAGGACGCGUAGCGGCUGCCAAUGGUGGGAAAAUCAGAGGAAAAAGCGGCGCGAUAUACGACAACUGGGAAGAGGCCGUGUUCUUCAACGACCAUCCCUCCGACGAGUCAGGGGACGACGAGGAGGCAAGAGCUUCGAAACAACAGGCCAGGAAGGUUCAGGCGGAUGAUGCACAAGCCCAAGCGCUGUCCAAUGGCGACGUGCCCAAGCAAAAGAAGACCGCGAAGGCCGGCAGCGCGCGUGUGCGAACUUUCCGGACUGACCCCGCGGACGGUGACGGGGCGACUGAACUGAUGAGCCUCAUGUGCAAGAGGCUCCAGAGGCAAGAUGACAGUGGGGGUGGGAGCGGCAGCGGCAGCGGCGGCCAGAACGCCGGUCUGGAUGCUCGCGUGCUCUCGUUAGAGACUUCGAGCGCGAAGAUCGUCGACCUUCUGGGCAAGAUUUCCAGUCGGAUGGAACAUUCACCACAGGCCACAUCACCGUGGGGUGCCGGUGGGUACCCUGUGAAUUGGGCACUGGGAGGGGGCUGGCAAGCAUCCGCACCCGGAGGGCCGUACGGACCCACGGCUGGUGCUGCUCCUUGGGUCCAAGCCGGACCAGCGCCGACUCCCUUGCCUUCGCACCCUCCGGGAGGGGUACAAGGGGCGCCGCCGGGAGGACAGCAAGGAGCGCCGGCUGGGCCGCUUCCAGGUUAUCACGUGGGGGCAGCGGGGGUGGCGGGGGCGGCGGGUGCGGUGGGGGCGGUGGGGGCAACGCCGGCUCCUUGGCCUGCGCACCCUCCCGGAGGGGUACAAGGAGCGCCGCCGCCGCCGCUGCCACCGCCGGGAGGACAGUAA